CUCCAAACGACCAUAUAAUUAAAGUAGGAGGGUCCGUGUAAAUGUGACAUUUUCUCCGUGGAGCUCAACCAGUCUACACGCAAACGUCCUGAGCGUCUCCGAGUCGGAGGACGGGUCAUCAUUCAUAGCGAGUCAAGAAGACGGGGACAAUGUCUAGCAGCGACAGCUCCGCGGUAGACGCCGUCAUCACGGUCCGUACCGGCGACGUCAAGGGCGGAGGCACGGACGGGAACGUCUACAUCGCCCUGCACGACGUCAAGGGCAACCGGACCCGCGACGUGCUGCUCGACGUUUGGUGGAAGAACGACUUCGAGGCGGGUAGUCUGGACACGUUUCAGGUCUCCGCCCUCAUCCUGCCGCACGAUCUGAAGGAGAUUGAGAUCUGGAGGGACGACUUUCUGAAGAUAGACGACUGGUUCGUGGAGGUCAUCACCGUGGAACUUCCCGGAAAACCGAAGUUUGUGUUCCCAGUGCAGAGGUGGGUGAACGCAGGCGAGCGGCUGUUCCUGACACAGUACGACAGCUGUCUGCCCCAGUUUGAACAGCACCCCGAUCAGCGCACCAGGCUGCUGAACGCCAAGAGACAGCAGUACCAGUACCAGCAGAACGAGGGGCUGCCUGUUCAGAUCAAAGAAACGCCAAGAGAUGAGCAUUUCUCCAACGCUCAUCGGUUCGACAUUUUGAAGAAAAAGAUAUUGCUGCUCGCCCAGAGUAAGAUUGUCAACAUGACGUCUGACAAGUGGCUAAGUCUUGACGACUUAAAGAACGUGUACCAGUACAGUCUUGGCCCUCCCAAGGGCAUGGCCUAUUGGAAAGAAGAUCUCAACUUCGGCGAGCAAAGGCUGAUGGGAUGCAACCCGAAUAUUUUCAAGCUGUGCAGAAAAAUCCCAGAGAAUUUUGGCGUGACAGCUGAGAUGGUGGAACCCUUUCUGGAGGGACUUUCUCUCGAGGAUGCCCUGGGGUCUAAGCGGGUCUACAUGGUUGAUCUAACGAUUCUUGGAGGGAACAUACCAAAGAUUGUAUCCCUUCAUCAUUUCCCACAGCUUUGCGCCCCGUACUCUCUACUGUUCGUAAACAAGGACAAGGACCUGAUGCCAGUCGCCAUUCAGCUUUUCCCAACCAAGGGACCAGACAAUCCGGUGUUUCUUCCAUCCGACCCUCCCUACACGUGGAUGAUCGCGAAGAUGUGGUACAACAUGGCCGACUGCUCUUUUCACCAGUCAUGCACUCAUCUUGGACUCACCCAUCUCAUAAUCGGGUCCUGCGCGACCUGCACCCAUCGCCAACUGUCUGCAUCACACCCGAUGUUCCGCCUGAUGGCACCCCACUUCCUGUACCUACUGGCUAUCAACACUCUUGCUUUGAAGACAUUGGUUUGUCCUGGCGGAUGGAUCGACGAGUCGAUGCAUAUGGGAAGACUGGGACUUUUCGACAUUAUAAAGAAAGUCUGGAAAGACUGGAGGAUGGACGUUCAGGGUACUCUUCCUGCUGAACUGGCGAACCGUGGGGUGGAUGAUGUUGAAGCCCUCCCCAACUACCCGUACCGUGAUGACGCCCUCCCCAUCUGGCACGCCAUCAACAGAUACGUCAGGAAGGUGGUGGAGGCAACAUAUGAUGUCCCAGCAAAGAUUACCGAAGAUCAUGAACUCCAGGCCUGGGCACGAGAGUUAAGUGCACCACAGGCAGACGGAGGCUGUGGGAUAAAGGGAGUGCCUGGCGGUGGAAAGUUUACGACUGUUGAUGAGAUCGUUGCCACAGUAACGCCCAUCAUAUUCAUCAGCAGUGUCGGCCACGCUGCCGCCAACUUCGCCCAGUACGACGAGUACGGCUUCCCUCCAAACUACCCAGCAUUCAUGCAUGGAGAACCACCUAAGACUAAGGAUCCUCUAACGGAACAAGACAUCAUCAGCGCCCUCCCCAACAAGUCCCACACCCUGAACAUCAUGGUCAUCACCAAGAUCCUGAGCGAGAGGGCCACCCAGCCACUGGGCGACUUCGAGAAGCAGUACAUGUAUGAUCCGCUAGGAGUCAAGGCUUUGGAAGAAUUUCGUCAGGAGCUUGACGCCAUUUCUAAGGAGAGCACCGAACGAGACAAAGCGAGGAAGACUUCAUACCCUUACCUCAACCCCAGCGAAAUUCCCAACGCUAUUAGCAUAUAAACAAGGGAGGCAAAUCUUCGACGCUCUGAGAUUAAAGAAAGAAACUAGAGUACAAAGUCGUAUGCUAGCAUAGCGAGUAUGUUUUGGUGAAUGUCACUAUAACCUGCUGUUUUAAAGGCAUCCAGUGCAAUUUCAAGGUGACAAACUGGAUGUCCAGAGUCAAUUUUCUGAUCAUUCUUUUAAUGUAGCAAGCUGAAUCAAACCUAUCCCAUAGCAUAAUGAUAGCAAUGAGGCGAAAAUGUGAUGUCGUUGAUGGAAAAUGGUUGACUGUUUGUAUCAGCCUGGUUUUAGAUAUUUAUGGGUGGUACCCUAAAAAUAAAGCAACGCCUCAUGGCGACAAAUAGUAUUGGUGCACGUUCACAAAAAUUAUUACAAUUUUUAAGUAGGUAGGGUGCUACAUAUAAUGCAUACUUCACGGUAAUGGUUUCCUAGUGUCACAUAUAUCAUAUGUAGUUUACUUCCAGUUUCUGCUGGAUCGUUUAGUAAUAUAUAUAACGUUACAUACAUACAUACAUAACGUAUAUAUUUGUAAUCAUGAGCUCCUUACCAUUUGCUGUUUGUGGUAUAUGGUCAGGGUAGCUUGUGGGAGUUUUUUAUCAACGUUAUUUUGGUGACUUAUAGCCUUGUAAGCGGAGUUUUUAUUAUUAUGUGGUCAAUAAAGGUUAGAAAACGU
Molecule: messenger RNA, 2832 nt
Organism: Branchiostoma belcheri (Belcher's lancelet)
Lineage: Eukaryota; Metazoa; Chordata; Leptocardii; Amphioxiformes; Branchiostomatidae
Product: arachidonate 5-lipoxygenase-like
Exons: 17
Coding region: 150-2159 (669 amino acids)
Biological process (GO): arachidonate metabolic process; lipid oxidation; lipoxygenase pathway
Molecular function (GO): oxidoreductase activity, acting on single donors with incorporation of molecular oxygen, incorporation of two atoms of oxygen; metal ion binding; protein binding
Source: RefSeq, a predicted model, not a curated record